AUGGAAUCGUCAAAGGAAUCCAGUCUAGUCAGAUUCUCGGAUAAUGGCCAAACCAUCACGCGUGAUCCUCGUUUUGAAGUCACCUGGGAAACAACAGAUCAACAAAAUCCUCGGGCGUGGUCGGUUUGGUACAGGAGUUUCAUUGUUGCUUCGAUGUCCUUUUCAACCACCAUAGUAGUCAUAUAUACGACGAUGUACACAUCGGGGGUUGAGGGAAUGCAAGAAUCGUUCAGAGUUUCAUCCAAAAUUGUUGUGCUUUUGGGGCUAACCACAAAUCUCUUUGGCCUCGCCAUCGGCUCUGUUGUUCUUUCAUCGCUGUCGGAGAUCUAUGGUCGGAGGCCUGUGUAUUUAAUAUCUGUUUUCUUGUUCGGUCUCUUGAUUCUACCUGUGGCUUUGGCGAAAAAUAUCGAAGCCGUGCUGAUCAGUCGAUUUUUCGGGGGAUUUUUCGGUGGUGUCAUGAUCGCGAGCGCACCUGGAAGUGUGACCGAUGUGACCGACGAUCAAUACCGUGCCCUUGCUCUAAGUUGCUGGAGCCUCGGAACAAUGAACGGCCCUGUCCUAGGUCCAAUUAUAGGCGGUUUUGUCUUUCAAUAUCUUGGAUGGCGCUGGAUAAACUGGCUUGUCCUGAUUUGCACGGGAGUAUCAUUGGCCUUGAUGUUUUGCGUCAAAGAGACAUAUGCACCUUCUCUUCUACGAAGUAAAACCAAGCAACUUCGGUCGGAUUCUGGUGACCAGCGGUGGUGGUGUCAGCAUGACCACCAUGAAACAGGCGUUCGAAUGCUCAAGUCUAACUUGAUCAGGCCAGUUCGUAUGAUCGUUUCAGAGCCGAUCUGCGUCUUUUGGAACCUCUACGUGGGAGUUGUCUAUGCCGUACUCUUCCUUUGCUUUGUGGCAUAUCCCAUAGUAUUCGAAGACAUGCGCGGCUGGAAACCUGGCGUUUCAGGGCUUAGCUAUUGUGGCAUCGGAGCCGGCACUGCGAUUGCAGUGAUGCUAGAGCCAUUGAUACGCAAGAUCAUCGCGAUGCAUCCCAAUGACCCACAUACUGGCAAACCAACACCGGAAGCUGCUGUAUUCGCAGUCAAAGCCAUCCGUUCAUUGGAUUUGCCCGAUCCUUGCCGGAUUGCCUUUCGGUCUUGGGAACGGGUUGACUUUUAUCUACGCAACCAACUAUAUGGCCGGAAGCUAUACUGUCUACGCUGCUUCAGCCCUAUCUGGGAAUUCUAUUAUCCGUUACGGGCUGGCUGGUGUACUGCCCCUUGCUGGCUCGAAAAUGUAUUCCACGCUGGGGCCGAACUGGGCUGGAACGAUGUUGGCUCUAAUUGA
Penicillium waksmanii is the source of this 1323-nucleotide messenger RNA. RefSeq lists its product as uncharacterized. The record is from RefSeq and is a predicted model, not a curated record. Gene Ontology annotation, molecular function: transmembrane transporter activity. The transcript is spliced from 5 exons. Lineage: Eukaryota; Fungi; Ascomycota; Eurotiomycetes; Eurotiales; Aspergillaceae. Bases 1 to 1323 code for a protein of 440 amino acids. Gene Ontology annotation, biological process: transmembrane transport.